Salvia miltiorrhiza (redroot sage) is the source of this 629-nucleotide messenger RNA. RefSeq names its product cytochrome c oxidase subunit 6b-2. The coding region runs from base 187 to 420 and encodes 77 amino acids. The record is from RefSeq and is a predicted model, not a curated record. Lineage: Eukaryota; Viridiplantae; Streptophyta; Magnoliopsida; Lamiales; Lamiaceae. Gene Ontology annotation, cellular component: mitochondrion; respiratory chain complex IV. The transcript has 4 exons.
UGGAGCUUCACGAUAGGCCACUUCACAAAUCGCAGCUACAUCACUCCAUAUUCAUUUCGCUGGUCAAAAAGGCCCAAAAUAAACAAUAGGGCACAUCGAUUUUAACUUUUUCUAUUUCUUUUCAUCUAAAAAAAAAAACUUUUACUUCUUCGAUCCCAUUGUCGCUCUGCAUCAACGCCUUCUACAAUGGAUGAGAUUGAGCUAAAAACAGCACCUGCUGAUUUUCGUUUCCCGACGACCAACCAAACGCGGCAUUGUUUCACUCGCUACAUUGAGUUUCACAGGUGUGUGGCUGCUAAGGGCGAAGAAGCUGGUGAUUGUGAUAAAUUUGCCAAAUACUAUCGCUCCCUUUGCCCUGGUGAAUGGGUUGACAAGUGGAAUGAGCAGAGGGAUAACGGGACAUUCCCCGGGCCUCUAUAAUUCAAAUACUUUGUUAGCAUUUCUGGCGUUUUCUCUUUGAUUUUCUAUUAUCCUGCAUCCUUCUGCUGAAGCUAGUAUUCCGGCUCUUUCGGAGUGAGAUAAUAAUUUUGUUUGCAUAAAUUCUUAUACUUGACCAUUCGAAAUAAGAAAUUGAUGAACGGAAUUCAUAAUUUCUGAUUGUUCAGUUGCACCUCGUUCCAAUUUUCUCA